UUUUCCAAAGAUGGCAGCUUCCAUAAUUGUUUUGCUGAUGUUCAACCAAAAAUAAAUUAUAUUUCUAUUUCCUUACGCAUAUAUCUAAUAAUUGAACACAAAUGGAUUCUGAUGAAGAAGGGGAGGCUCAGUUCAUUGCCAAGCGUCAGAAGACAGUACAGUAUGGCAGCCUUGAACAGAAGGAGAGGCAUCGGCUGGCGGUGGGCGGGGGAGGGGAAGGGUCCCUGGCAGGGGAUGCUGUCAAGGCAGGAAUUGCCGCAGGAAACAUCAACAUCACUUCUGGGGCGACAAUGGACCUUGAGAAGGAGUAUGAACAAAGUCAGGCGGAACUUCUGGCAGAUUUUGAAAAGCGAAAAAAGGCCAAAAAGAUCCAAGUAUCAACUGAUGAUAGCGAAGUGAAGGCCCAUCUCAGAAAACUGGGAGAACCUAUUUGUCUGUUCGGUGAGGGUCCUGCUGACCGACGUGAGAGACUGAGGCAUGAGCUGGGUCUUAGAGGGGAGGAUAUUCUCAAAAAGCAACAGAAAGAGCAGGAAACUCUUCGAAAGAAAAAAGAUGAGGAAAAUGUGACAUGGUACCAUGAGGGUCCCACAUCGUUGAAGGAAGCCCGAUUGUGGAUUGCAGAGUACUCAAUACCCCGGGCUCAAUCACGCAUCGCCAAACAGAAGGAGGAGAAGAACUUUGCUGCGCAGAAGACUGUAAAGGCCCAGGACAUACAAAAAAGGCUUAGAGCUGUGAAUAAUGAGUCUAGUCAGAUUGGAGACACCCGGCCGCUGUCCUUUUGCCAGUUCAGCCCAAACAGCAAGAUGCUUGCUACAGCUUCAUGGUCAGGCCUCUGCAAGCUGUGGUCAAUACCUGACUGUUCGCCUAUCAGAACUCUCAGAGGUCACAACUGCAAUGUUGGUGCGAUUGUGUUCCACCCACAGGCAACAAUAUCCCUGGAGGACUCUGCCUGUUGUAUGGCCUCCUGUGGUCAGGAUGGCGCAGUCAAGCUGUGGAAUCUCGUCAGUGAUGAACCAGUAGCAGAUAUAGAGGGCCACGCCCCGUAUAGAGUGGCCAGAUUGGCGUACCACCCCUCAGGAAGGUUUCUAGCUACAUGCUGUUUUGACAACUCUUGGCGCUUGUGGGAUCUCGAGGCCCAGGAGGAGAUACUCCACCAGGAGGGUCACAGCAAGCCUGUAUAUGACAUCAGCUUCCAGUGUGAUGGGGCCCUCGCCGUCACUGGCGGCAUGGAUGGGUAUGGUCGAGUAUGGGACCUGAGGACUGGGCGGUGUGUGAUGUUCCUGGAGGGUCAUCUCAAGUCUGUCCUUGCAGUGGACUAUGCCCCUGAUGGAUACCACCUGGCUACAGGAAGUGAGGAUAAUACGGCCAAGAUCUGGGACGUGAGACAACGCAAGUGUAUAUACACAAUCCCCGCCCACAACAACCUCGUGUCCAAAAUAAAGUUCCAGCCCAACAAUGGCAGAUAUCUUGUGACAGCAUCCUACGAUUCCACUGCCAAGAUCUGGGCCCAUCCCAUUGGGGCCCCGAUAAAGACCCUGGCUGGCCAUGAGGGAAAGGUCACCGGUGUUGACAUCUCACCUGACCUCCAGCACAUUGCAACAGUUUCAUUUGACCGCACUUUCAAACUGUGGACGUCUGAGAACAAAGGAGGGCUUUGAUUGGUGGACAGAUCUGUUGCAAUGUUUGAUUGGUGAAUAAAAAUAGGCUUACAUUAAAGAAUGAAAACAAAUGGAAGCAAAAGAUGGCUGGAUUACAAGUUAGUGGUCUAAAGUCUACAGCAAGGGAGACAUUAUCUCAAAUGACAAGAGACAGAAUGACUUGAGGAAAGGGAUAGUUGGCUUAAAAUGAUGAACACUCUCUUAGUAUUGAAUAUUGAAUAAUGAUUCUAACAGUCUGUGUUGAGCAUUAACCUUGGGACCAAAGAGGUCUUUUGCUUGUUAACAGAUAAUAGGAAUUAGGAAGCUAGUGUCGACAAGUGUUCAUUUUUAUCUCAGUAGGCUGCAACGUUGAAAUCAACGUUGAAAUCGAUUUACUUUGGUAAGUUCACAAACAGUGUAUAAAUCAACUGUAAAGUUGUGCUAUGUACUCUCAAGUCUUGACUAGACUUUUUAACAUAUGUGAAGUUGUACAAUAGGAAGAUGGCCCUAAUUUAUUAACACAACAAGCUUGAGUAAAUCUUUCAUUAAGCCAAAUUUCUUUCUUAAUCUUGAUUUUACUAAAUAAAAAAUAGGCAAUUGUGAUUAUCAUCAAGAAAAUUUCCUUGUUAAGAAGGUAUACCAAAAUAGGAUCAAGUGAUCUUGGCUUAGUUCUGUUAUAAGGGACUUCAGGCCCCAAUUUCUUGAAAAUUCUUAAGCUUAACAGGCUUAAGUAGCUUACACUAUUAGCCAAAAUACAUACUUUAAUUGGAUUUUGAUAUAUGAAAAAUGGUUUAUUGUAAUUAUCAUACAGAUACUUCCUCUUAAAACCUCUUUAAGAAUUACAUAUUAUGCAAAUUAUUGAAAAACUAUAAUAGUGAGCUUAGCUUAAUACUGUUAUAAGAGACUCAAGAAGUUUCGAGAAACUGGGGCCAGAUGUUUAAAGAAAUUAAGGCCUUAGGAUUGUUUAUGUUGCGUGUGUUCAGCAACUUGUUCAUGCAUUUGAUUGUUUCAUAACAGUUUAUAGCAAUAUCAGUUGUAUUAUGUAUGGGAGUACUUACCAUGAAAAAUGAUUAUUUUGGAAAUAAAGUGUAAAUAUGCA
This is a messenger RNA of Mya arenaria, 2736 nucleotides long. Its product is annotated as U4/U6 small nuclear ribonucleoprotein Prp4-like. Gene Ontology annotation, biological process: mRNA splicing, via spliceosome. The coding region runs from base 102 to 1658 and encodes 518 amino acids. The record is from RefSeq and is a predicted model, not a curated record. The transcript is spliced from 15 exons. Gene Ontology annotation, cellular component: U4/U6 x U5 tri-snRNP complex. NCBI's taxonomy places the organism in Eukaryota, Metazoa, Mollusca, Bivalvia, Myida, Myidae. Gene Ontology annotation, molecular function: U6 snRNA binding; protein binding; U4 snRNA binding.